Molecule: messenger RNA, 2006 nt
Organism: Klebsormidium nitens
Lineage: Eukaryota; Viridiplantae; Streptophyta; Klebsormidiophyceae; Klebsormidiales; Klebsormidiaceae
Source: the annotation of a GenBank genome assembly
CCGAAUGCAGCGCGAGGGUGCUCAAUAAUGCAGCGCAGCCUCAGGCUUGUGGAACGCCCUACCACAUGUUGAUCAGGUGUUGAUCCCCCAUUGAUCACACAAUGGCGCUCCACAGAAGUGGCAGGACCAGUGGCUGCUUUAUCACCGUCAAAGUGGUGCUGAUGUGAUGCAAGGAUUGAGGGAAAACUAGAAAAGGUACCAGCGAUGACGAGAGAAGAACCAGCUAGCUCAAAGGGUGCGAUUGUGGAAGCCAUUGCAAUUUGGGCGAGAUGCUGUAAUUAGCUUUCUCAAGGCGAGGGGGAGGGUUGAGAUCUUUGAACGACUGUGUGCCUCAUGGGUUGAUCAGGUCAACUACUCUGCAAGCCCUUUUAACAAUUUGUUGAAAAAGAAGAAAUGACGAGUGGCAGAGCGAUGCAGUGGGGCAUUCCCUGCUACAGUGACAGGGUUGCCAAGACAGUCCUUGUUCUGUUGGCAUAUUUGGUGUACUGUGAGGCAAGGCCUAUCUCUUUGGAGCAGCAGCAUUUGGAACACUCGAGGGCCCUACAAGUCAACACAGCAGGCUUCGCAAAGCCGGACUACUCAUACUACCAUAAGAGUGAUGAGCUGCUCCGAGAAGUACGGCUCCUAGUUGAGCGCCACCCUGACAUCAUGGAAACUGAAACCUUGAGCCAUCAGAACGAGGAGUACUCAGCCAACAUGGAGGUGGUCACGGUGCGGCCUUAUGCAACGCCGGGAGAAGCGCCUCGGACGCUGCGAGCUUUGCUGGACUUUGGCCAGCACGGGCGAGAGCCGAUCACGUGCGAGGUGGCGCUGCGGCUGCUGCGGGUGUUGGCGGGGGAGGCGGAGCUGCCCCCCGGGGUUGACCAACUUCAACUCACAGGCCUACUCAAGCAGUUGGUUAUCAAGAUCGUUCCUGCAGAGAAUAUCAACGGCAAAAGGAAGGUGGAGGCUGGCGAGCUUUGCGAACGGAAAAACGGAAGGGGCGUCGAUCCCAACAGAAAUUGGAGCAUCGACUGGGGCGUAAAAGAACCGGACUACGAUCCGGCGGAAGAGUUCCCCGGAACGGGCCCGUUCAGCGAGCCGGAAGCGGAACUCUUGCAAAAGCUGGCCGCCGGGUUCCGGCCGCAUCUCUGGGUCAACGUCCACUCGGGCAUGGAGGCCCUGUUUCUGCCGUACGACCAUUUGUCGUCCACUCCCCCCGACACCGUGGCGGGCCCAAUGCUGGAGCUGCUGCAGAAAGUGAAUCGCCUGCACUGCGGCGGGCGGUGCGUUGUCGGGUCGGGGGGCGGCUCUGUGGGGUAUCUGGCGCACGGCACCGCAACCGACUACAUGUUCGACGUGCUCCACAUCCCGCUGCCGUUCACGUGGGAGAUCUACGGCGAUGAGAAGGCUAACAACGACGACUGCUUCCGCAUGUUCAACCCCGUCAGCAGAGCGGUGUUCGAAGAAGUUGUGAGCAACUGGACGUCCGCGUUCAUCACCGUCCUUUCGGAUUUGUCGCUAACUCUAGACAAGCUGCCGGCGCCUUACACGGACGACAGGUGGCUCGUCCGAAACACGAGCUCGGCACUGGGGCAAGUCAAUGUUAGCGUUGACGGGAGCAUGCACGGAAUAAGGCGGGAUGACCUGCCUUGGGAAGAGCAUUCCGCUGGCUCGAUCAAGGGGCUAGCAGAACAGAUAAAGAAGCGAGGGAGCCUCGAAGAGCUCGAGGAUAGCCGAGGGAUGUAUAGCGCCUUCGGGCAAACGUGGUAUGAGAUUCUACCGAUCGUGGUGUUUGGGCUCGUGUUUGCUUCUCUUGUACUUAGGCGGAGCUCGGUGUGGCUCUGGUGGAGACGACGGACGUACUCGAGGGGGCGUGGGACGCCGCGUGCUAUUUUGCCGCUCUGAUACGAAUAGUAGAUACGAGGAGCUGCUUCGCAGUCAUCAAGUGCAUCCCCAAAGCGCUUCCUAUUCAUGGAGGAUCUAGGCCAAGGUGGGCCCGGGCACUGCAGAUGCCCCAAGGAGGA